Molecule: messenger RNA, 3084 nt
Organism: Peniophora sp. CBMAI 1063
Lineage: Eukaryota; Fungi; Basidiomycota; Agaricomycetes; Russulales; Peniophoraceae
Source: the annotation of a GenBank genome assembly
AUGAGCACGCCCGACGCAUCUACGGGCGAGCUUGACGCAGACGAUGCCGUACUGGACACGGUCAUGAAAUACCUCCAGAACCUUCCCGGGGAAUGGAGCAUGGGGAGACUCAUCGCAGUCUACCUUCGCGAUCCUAAGCAAGGCUCGACACGUUCUCCUACACAUCGCGCAUCUGUUCAAAAGUUCCUCAGUGGAGCAGAUACCGUUCACAACGCAUACAGAGCUGUACAACUCAUGCUGAAGCACCCAUCCUCCAUACCUGAUAAGAAGCAUGACGACUACGACAAAGACUACUCGCUCAAGCACGAUCCGUUGCGAUUUCGGCACUUUACCCCUGCUAUCACGAGCUACUUCGCACAAGAUGUUCUGAGUGUACUGCGUGGACAGCUGUAUCAGCUUUUCAAAGAGACCAGCUUGAGAGCACGAGUUUCGCAAGUUAAGAGACAGAGUGAUCCUUUGCCGGCUGCAGGCGAAGCAGGUCCUGUCUACUACUCGGAUGAAGAAGAAGACCUCCAGGACUCCGAGGAGCGGCCCGUAGUCAUAAGAACUGAACCCGGACUUGAACCAAUGUCCGCACAGAAGAAGACUCGAGGGAAAUCAAAAGACAAGCUCGUCGACCGGUCGACUAUCCGCGACUUUACUAUGAAGGGGUUAUCUACGACUUACAAGCGAACUUCGCCGCUUCUCUGGGGUCUCCUCUUCGGUGUUGCAAAUCCAACUGAACGCACGGAUCACAAGCAUAGGCCACCCUGGAUCGUCGUGACUAGUGCUCUCAGUCAGCUAGUGUUCUGUGCGAACGCCCACGUGAACAAGUACCAGUUCCUCAUGAGUGCGUACAUGUUCGGGACGAAAGCGCACCACUCUAUGUGGAGAGUUGGUAGUCGCCUCGGGCAGAACCUAUCUUUUACAUCCCUACGCAAUGGCCUCGCCGUGAUCUCGGGCUCGAACAUCUCCUGGAUACAGACUACGACCGAGGAUAGCUCAUUCGACUGGGCCGGCAUCUUAGACAACAUGCAGUUCUAUGCCAUCCGCCGCGAUGUCCGCAUCGGUGUCACCAACGCCAUGGAGAAUGGGACAGGGGCUUACCUGUUGCGCAUGGUAGAUCUGGAGGAUGGGGCCUUGGACCUACUUCCUAUUCUUGCCAACAUUGUUCAAGGGAAGCGCCGUGCUGCUACGCUCGAAGCUCUGCUCGAUGACAUCGACUGGGAGAAGGCCGACCUUGUCGUCACACUGCAUAUCCUUCGGAUUCUUGUCAAUCGUAUCGACUGUCUUCGAAAGCGCUACCUCGGCGAUGUUGACAAGCUGUUCUACGAGAAAGCUUCGAUGCUCCAGAUCAAUCCUCACCGCAAGUCCGAGAUUCAUCCCCUUGGUAGCAAUGGUGCGAAUGAAGUCACUCAUAAGGGCAUGCGCGCUGCUUUAUCGGACUUCGUCUUCACCCAAAUGGGUAUCAAGCCUCCCGCCGCUGCUGUAUCUGAGCCUCCCGCCACUGCAUCCGAGACUCGUUCGGUGACACCCGAGUCUCCCAAACCCUCUUCCAUCCCUUCAUCUCCAACCACUACUGCUGUAUCCGUAUCAGCAGGACCAUUACUGGAGUCUAUGGAAGAGACCGCUCGUGUGUUCCGGAGAGGCUUCCCGUGGUCUGGCGAUGGCAAAUCGUAUGACGGCAUUCUGCGAGUCAAGCGAUUGCUGCAUGCGGAGAAGGACGACAGUGUCUCGAAUAUGGCUUUCAUUCUACCCGAGCUUGAACACUGGCACGAGGAAUGGACGUACAACCGCUCUCUUGUCCAUGGUCAAUGGGGUGAAGGUUUCGAAACCGAGGAUUCGUCGACCCUUGGCUUCGCCGCCAAUCGCAUCAACAGCCCAAAGCCCGCUGACUUCUCGAAGUCCGUUUUCGACACAAACGACCGUCUUAUACGUGUUGCGACAGAGGCACAUGUGCUUACUAUGUGGGAGGAGCAUCUCAUCGACGAUGUAGGGCCGAAGCGCGAGUCGGCGACAUUGGAACGAUACUUUGAACAGCUGGAGAAGGCAGAUAAGAUCCCGUCGCUGGCACAGCUUCUAUCCGAUGCAGAGCUUCUACAUCGGCAGUAUGUGACCAAGGAUGCGUAUCUGCGAGCUGUGCAAGGGAAGUAUCCGUCGGACACACCCCUCGCGAAGCCUCCUCUGGGCAAUAGUGUGUGGCGGCGAGCAUCCACCGAGGUGGCUAAUGCUUCCGCUGCUUCUGCAGCCUUUCCGACAUCAUGUGCUUACAGCGACGAGAUUGACGGCCCGAUGCCAGAAGACACCGGGGCAAACAAGGGACAUGAAGCAGAGUCGUCAGUUGUCGAAGCUUCAAAGCCGAAGGAGACUCGUGCAGAGCAAACGAAGCGGCGUGAGGCGAUGCUAGACGAUCUCAUCGCCUCAGAACUCGGCCAAGAACCAUUUGCUGGGGACUGGCAGCUUGCAAAUGGCUGUAUGCUCCUCAUUGAGGGGCUGCUUUACGAGGAGUAUCGGACCUCUAUCGCGUGUGGCGAUGUUGGAAGGAUGUUCAAUGUCGAGAAGCAAAUAACCAUCAGGUUUGCGAGUGGGAGUAACCCUCACUACUUGUCGUAUGGUCUUGAGAUGUGGUGCUCUCACAAGUAUGACUAUCCUGCGAAGACGAGUCGCGGACUACUGCUCAACUCGUUGGUGAACCUACACGGCCAGCCCAAGCGGUUCAUCCCGAAAGAUCUACACCUAGAGCAUCUGAAUAAGUGGAUGGAGGAGAUGGGCCAGCACAAGAACCAGGGUUUUGAUUCUGUCUGGAUGCGCCAGGUUCUAGCUCCCAACUCUCACGAGUUGACCCAGCUUAUCGACCGCAUGGAGGGAGAGAUGGAACUAUCGCCUCGCUCGAAGAAGCACUCUGAACCCGACUGGAGUAACGAGAUCCGCGACCUGAGGAAUCGCCUUCGCGAAGACCAGAUAUACCGUUUUCACCCCGGAAGAGACCGCGGUUUCCACACAAAGGAUACGUACGAGGCAGGCUGCAUCGCCCUAGGUCAAGGUGGAAAGUUGGCAGCUUUUAUCGAGAGUUCCACCGACAUCAGGGAAACGCCCCCCUACUAA